Molecule: messenger RNA, 870 nt
Organism: Babesia bigemina
Lineage: Eukaryota; Apicomplexa; Aconoidasida; Piroplasmida; Babesiidae
Exons: 3
Coding region: 1-870 (289 amino acids)
Biological process (GO): nucleosome assembly
Cellular component (GO): nucleus; chromatin
Molecular function (GO): chromatin binding; histone binding
Source: RefSeq, a predicted model, not a curated record
AUGGCGAAACAACGCGAAACGCUUUGCACGGAGCUGCGAGAAAUACAGCUCCAGGAGGAUGACGCGGUAGAACAGUUCAAUGACCGCAUCAAUGAGAUCAUCGCACAGUACAGCGAUACGUUAAACGAGCUCGCGGACAAGAGAGUCAAAUUGCUCACGGACCCUACUGUGGUAGAUACGCUGGCGAAGAAGCGAAUGUCGGAAGUAGAGCGAUGCUACAGCGAACUCUCACUGACCGAAAUAUCUGGCGUGAACAGGCCAGUGGACGAAAGGUACCAGGCGCAUGGCACCACGGCGUGGCCUAUGUUCUGGCUACACGCGCUUAUGGGAUGCUACGUUACCAAAAAGCGGGUGUCGUGCCUUGACAAACGCCUGCUGGGAUACCUUCGCGACAUCAGGUGUCGAACGGUACAAGUACCGAAUCCGGGCGAUACAUUCGAUGUCGAGUUCCAUUUCGCGGAGAACCCGUUCUUCUCAAACGCGACGCUUAAAAGGCGGUUCAACGCUAACGGCUAUUUCGACGAGACGCAUUCCUCCUCCGUUGCAUGGAAGGACAACGCGGAGAAAAUAGCCGAGGAGCUGCCGUCAUUUAACUCUGAUGACGAUUACGAAGACAUUAGCGACGACGGACUGGCACGCGUCAGCUUCGUCGACUUCUUCCAGCCCUACGGCUAUGACCCAGAUGAUCUGCUUGUGGCGAUGGCAAUCAAAGACCGAAUAUGUCGCGACCCUCUCAAGUACGUCCUGCGCUUCGAAAGCGCAAGGCGGGGCGACGACGUGGAGUACACGGACGACGAGGGUGCGAGUGUUGCUGCCGAGACGAACUACGACUCUGCCGGAGGACGGUACCCGUUCUCGUGGUUAUUCUGA